AUGUUUUGUAAUCUUGAAUUUUCUGGAUACGACUCGAUUGAGUUGUAUGUUCUGCUCCAACAACCAAACGAGAGCCAGGUCGUUGAUCCCAUCGAAGUAGAACAAGCUGAGGUCGAUGCAAUUGAUGAAGACGAAGAAGAUCCAGAGUUAGCAUUUGAUGACAUGGUGAACGAUGAUUCUGAAGACGAUGUUGAAGGUGUAAUACCUCCAAUUUCAAUAUACACACCGUCGUCUCACAUGUCGAACGUUGACAUGGCCGAUGAUGAACCCUCAUCAGACAUAUUCCACAAUGUCUGCAUGCAGUCAGAUGCAACCUUAAAAGAGAAAGAUAGUUUUCGUUCGAAGGAUGAGUGCAUGCGAGCAAUAAAAAAGUUCCACAUGUUACACUCUGUGGAUUUUAAAGUUGACCGAACAAAUGCAGAACGGUACAAAAUCAAAUGUACCAAUACCGAGUGUUUGUUCAAGCUCACUGCUUCAUACAGGUUGAGAAGUGAUUCAUGGGUGAUAGGCAAAAUUUCCCAACCUCACACUUGCAUCAACUCUUCUCGCUCGCAAGAUCAUCGUAAGUUAAGUUACGAUCUGAUAUGUCAAGAAAUCUUGCCUCUCAUCAACAAUGAUCCAUCGUUGAAGGUGAGAACAAUAAUUUCUCACAUCACUAAAGUAUACAACUAUACGCCCUCGUACAGGAAAGCAUGGUUAGCAAAAACCAAGGCGAUUGAACAAGUAUAUGGUAAUUGGGAGGAAUCAUACAAAGAGUUACCCCGCUACUUAAAUGCACUCUGCACUUAUGCUCCUGGUACUAUUUAUGAGAUGGAAACAUUGCCCGCGUAUGCCCCAAAUGGUACUCUUGUCAGCGGAAAUGGAAUAUUUCAUCGUCUAUUCUGGGCCUUCCAACCUUGCAUCAGAGGGUUUUCAUUCUGCAAACCUAUUAUUCAAAUAGAUGGAACGUGGUUGUACGGAAAAUACAAAGGCACCCUACUGAUGGAAGUCGCACAAGACGGAAAAAGAAACGUCUUCCCAAUUGCAUUCGCUCUAGUCGAGGGAGAGACCGGUGGAGGUUGGAGUUUUUUUCUCAAACAUCUUAGAACACACGUGGCUCCGCAAGAAGGUCUCUGUUUGAUCUCUGAUAGACAUGCUUCUAUUGUUAGUGCAUACAAUAACCCGGCUAAUGGUUGGCAUGACCCCCCUUCUACGCAUGUCUUCUGCAUUAGACAUAUUGUACAAAAUUUCACGCGAGAAAUUAAAGACAGGGCCCUUCGAAAAUUGGUUAUGAACGCAGGGUAUGCAUUAACUCAACCAUCUUUCAAACAUUAUCGUAGAGAGAUUAGACUGUCAAAUCCAGAUGCAGGUACUUGGAUUGAUAAUAUUCCAGUGGAGAAGUGGACAAGGUCAUACGACAAUUGA
Vicia villosa (hairy vetch) is the source of this 1404-nucleotide messenger RNA. RefSeq lists its product as uncharacterized. Lineage: Eukaryota; Viridiplantae; Streptophyta; Magnoliopsida; Fabales; Fabaceae. Bases 1 to 1404 code for a protein of 467 amino acids. The record is from RefSeq and is a predicted model, not a curated record. The transcript has a single exon.